Mangifera indica (mango) is the source of this 1430-nucleotide messenger RNA. RefSeq names its product bidirectional sugar transporter SWEET2a-like. Lineage: Eukaryota; Viridiplantae; Streptophyta; Magnoliopsida; Sapindales; Anacardiaceae. The record is from RefSeq and is a predicted model, not a curated record. Bases 199 to 906 code for a protein of 235 amino acids. Gene Ontology annotation, biological process: carbohydrate transport. Gene Ontology annotation, molecular function: sugar transmembrane transporter activity. Gene Ontology annotation, cellular component: membrane. The transcript is spliced from 6 exons.
AGGUUUUUUAUCCACAAAAACUAUGCAAAUUGCAAUGGUUUAUGAUCGGUUAAUUUCCAUCACAUAUCUAGAAUCAAAGACAUGAAAACAAAACUAUUAAAUACCUUUAUUAAAUACCCAGUUAAAAGAAAUUUAUAUACAAGAGUACAAGCAAGACACACAGAGAGAAGUUAGAGAAAGAAUUGCAGAGAUUGACUCAUGUUUUCUAUUGGGUUCACUGCUGUUUAUUCAGUUUGCAGUGAUGCAGCUGGGGUUGCUGGGAACCUGUUUGCUUUUGUCUUGUUUGUAUCACCCAUACCUACAUUCAGGAGAAUUUUAAGAAGCCAGUCGACAGAACAAUUCUCAGGAUUGCCUUACAUUUACGCUCUUUUGAACUGCUUGAUCUGUCUCUGGUAUGGCAUGCCCCUUGUAUCGCCUGGUAUUAUAUUGGUUGCCACAGUUAAUUCAACUGGAGUGCUCUUUCAGCUAAUUUAUAUUAGCAUCUUCAUCAAAUAUGCUGAAAAACCCAAAAAGUUGAAGAUGUCUGGAUUGUUAAUGGCAGUUUUUGCACUGUUCAGUAUCAUAGUCUUUGUGAGCAUAAAACUUUUUGACUCCAGUGUGCGGCGGACUUUUGUUGGAUACUUGAGUAUUGCUUCUCUGAUUUCUAUGUUUGCUUCACCUCUAUUUGUCAUUAAAUUGGUCAUUAAAUCAAGAAGUGUUGAAUAUAUGCCCUUCUAUCUUUCUCUUUCAACCUUCUUGAUGAGUUUCUCAUUCUUUGUGUAUGGAAUGUUCAAGGACGAUGCUUUCAUUUUCGUCCCGAAUGGCAUUGGAACACUUCUGGGGAUUGUACAGUUAAUGUUGUAUUUCCAUUAUAGCUCUAAAUCUGGGGAAAAUUCAAGAGAGCCGUUGUUAGAUUCAUAUGCGUAAAUGUAUCCACCAGCAAUAGCGAGCUUCGUGCAUGGUAGUCAAUUUUUUUUGUGUAGCAGAUGAGUGUGCCAUCAAAAUCUGCAUAAUGAAUAAUGCAAUAGGAAUUCAUGUCAUCUGAAUGACAUAAUUGCUCUUAAAGUCCAUUGGUGUUCCAAUUGAUAUGAACCACUGAGUGAAAUAUCAGUAUGAAGCAUUUCUGAACUCUCCCAAAUCAGUCACUUGACUAAUUGGCAAUCUAUGCGUAGCUCAUUGCUCUACUGAGAACAGAGACAGCAUAGAGGUAAUGGCUGGAGGUCGAUAGACGAUAACUGGGAAGUUUAGUUUAUUUUAAUUUCGGCUUCAUCCUUGCAUAGCCAGAGGUCUUUCUUCAGUUCUUUGUGCCAAUCACCGACCAGUGAAAAAACAUGAAUUAUUUAUGUUCCAGUCAUCAUAUCUGUGUUAUCACUCUCAAUGUUGUAUUAUUGAAGAUGCACCUCAAACAACUUCUAAGUUAAUGAGAUUUAAUGUUCUCAGUGAUUUGGCCA